Molecule: messenger RNA, 1061 nt
Organism: Xenia sp. Carnegie-2017
Lineage: Eukaryota; Metazoa; Cnidaria; Anthozoa; Malacalcyonacea; Xeniidae
Exons: 6
Coding region: 1-849 (282 amino acids)
Source: RefSeq, a predicted model, not a curated record
AUGACUAGUUUUGGUAUAUUGAUGUCUGGUGUCAGUAUAAGUCAGGCCAUGCAGAUGUUCAAGCACAUAGUGUGUCCAUAUGCAAAAUAUGGAGUCUACACAAUUUGGAGCAACACAACAUCAAAGCUGGUUCAUUUUGAAUUGCUUCAGGCCAAUGAAGUUGGUAGCAGUAAUUUCAUGAAAAUGGAGGGAGCAAAAAGAUCUUUUAAGUUUCUUGAGAAAUCUGUGCUUACCAUGGAUGUUUUCAUCAGUGACAGGCACAAAGGGAUUGCAAAGUGGAUCCGAAACGAAAAAAAAGAAACAAAGCACUUAAAUGAUAUCUGGCAUGUAAAUAAAAGUAUUGCUAAACAACUUAAGAUGGCAGGCAAAGAGAAAAGGUGUGAAAUAAUCAAUGAAUGGUUGGGUGGUAUUCGCCGACAUUUGUAUUGGAGUGCUCAGACUACUAUACUUGGUUUUGAAGAGCUUAUCGUUGCUAAAUGGAAAUCUACUGUGAGACACAUGUCUAACAAGCAUGAUAACCACCCCGAUGCAUUAUUCCCAUCGCGUGCUCAUGGUCAGUUCCCAGAGCGGAAAUGGAUACCAAUAGGAACUAUUGCAUAUGAUAAGAUAUGCUCUAUCCUACUCAAGCCAAGCAUUUUGAAACACAUCGGCAAACUUUCACCAGAUGGCGAGACUAGUUGUCUUGAAGGCUUUCAUUCCACCAUGAACCAUUGGCAUCCAAAAACGACUCAUUUUUCAUGGCUUGGAACAUUUUGCAGACAUGUUAUUGCCAUACUUCAUUUCAAUGAAAAUGUUCAUCGUGAGUCGAAAAAAUCAAAGGAUGGACAAGUGAAUAUGUUGAACAAGUAAAGAAUGUUCUUUUCAUGUUUAAUAAACAAGAACUUUCAACUAUAAUGGAAAGAUAUAGAGGAAAAGCACCCGAACCUUUGUGCAGCCAGUUUCCCACAAAGCGAUCCAAGGCUGAGGCAAUAAAAAAAUAUGUUGCGAGGAACAAGCAUGUCAGUCAUGCACUUUAUCCGUGCUGUAAGUAUGGGAUAAUGGUAUUGUUUACAAUUAUUUUA